This is a messenger RNA of Punica granatum (pomegranate), 635 nucleotides long. NCBI's taxonomy places the organism in Eukaryota, Viridiplantae, Streptophyta, Magnoliopsida, Myrtales, Lythraceae. The record is from RefSeq and is a predicted model, not a curated record.
AUGAGUUGCAGAAAUCUGUUGAUGGAUCAGAGGAUGAUGGGGGUAGAAAAUGAUGAAAAGGUGGGAAUUGAUCCUAUGGCAAUCUCCUCCAUUGCCCUCCCCAUCCUCCCUAAACUCCUCUCCGCCAUCCGCCUCUGCCGCCUCUCCUCCAUCCGCCUCUGCCGCCUCUCCUCCAUCCCCGUCCUCUUCAUCCGCCACUCCCACAAGUCCCCCUCCGACCACGGCAUGGUCUCCGAGUGGCUCGAGAUGGGGAUCAAGGAGGUGAUCGUCGUCACCGGGGUCAUGACCAACCUGUGCUGCGAGACCACCGCCAGUGACGCCUUCGUCAGGGGCUUCAGGGUCUUCUUCUCGACAGACGCCACAGCCACGUGCAAUGAGGAGCUGCAAACAGUCAAACACACAGAGACGCACACAAACACUUUUUACCCGGGAUCGGAAGAAAGCACAGGCAGGGCCUACUGCUACUAGUAGCUGGAGGAGGAGUAGUAGUAGAAUUCUGUAUAUGUGAAUGAACAGAGCUUUGCUGCCUUUUUGUCUUCCUCCAUGGAAUUGUGAAGCUGUAUGUAUGUAUGUAUGUAUGUAUGUAAUGUAUUGCGCUUUCUCCGUUGGUGGAAUAUUAAUAACACAUUCAAAUU